AUGGAUGUGGAAGCACCCAGACGGCCGUCUACUCCGCUCGAGGAGCCUCGCAUGUUGCCGCCACUGCUCCGCCUCGUGCACCCUUCGCCACCAAGCUCACGCAAAAAGCCGCCGCCGCCGCCUCCCCCGAAACUGCAAAUACCUCGGCAGGAGGACUUUGGAAAGAUGAUGGGGUUCACGAAGCUAGGGGGAGAGCCCCGAGAAAGUACCAUGACCGAGUUUGAGGAGGACGGCAGGACAUCGCAAUCCCCCGAAGGUCAAGUCUGGCGAAUUCCAUCAGCGGCGCCGCAGUCAGGCACGUCCUACGUCGCAGACAAACAGGGCAAUUGGGUAUUGGCGGACUCUAAAAGGGCAUCGCAUGCCGCCGAGCUGGACACGGUGACGCCAAUGACGGCCACGACGCCGAAAGCAGAUAUUGCAAAGCCUGUUGUUCUCCUGCCUAUCUACCAGAGGGCCCAGAAGGUUGAGGCAAAGUCGCCCCGCCUCCCAGAAGUGCCAAAGGAGACGGCGCCAGAUCCGAUCAGAACAGAGAAACCUGCGGAACCUCCGCAGUUGACUAGUCCCGAAUUUCGGCAGCAGGCUAUACCUCGCCCUCUGUUCUCGACCCAUCCGAACCCUCGGAGCUUCUCCAACCCAGAGCGAUUGUCAACGCAGGGCCAGCAUCGCUCGAGGGCGGACUCGGCCGACAGCGGGAUAACAGCCAUAACGGCCUCGUCAAUGGACGAGGAUGCAGUCCAGCCGCCGGCCAUCGGCCCUCCACAACUUGACCUAUCUCCCGUCGCGGAAUCUCCGCGGUCCGUCACAGGGCGCUCGCCCGUGUCAUACCCCAAGAUUCACGGAAGGGAAAAGGGGCCAGCGGCCCCGAGGCGGCCGAUUCUCCGCCGACCGUCUGGCCACCCUAGCCCAACGCUUGGUAUGCACCAGCAGCAACCCAUGGCGUUAGGAAAUGUGCCAUACGGCGUACCGCGGCUGGGAAUGCGAGGGGUAGAGAAUCCAGCGCUGCUUCGGACCGGAUCACCUACGAUGCGCAUCGUAGAACCCUCCCCUGAGCCCACAGACGAUGACCGGAGUCGACUACCCUCUGCGCGGCAACGUAACUCGUCAGCCCCGUCCGCUCCACCGCCAGCGCUGGCUCACGAAGCUCGAGGCCAGAGAGCCGCUCCCGUGGCGGCGAGGAUACACGAGCAAGUAGUUGCUCAACAGCCGGCCGAAAGGAGGCUCGGACCUUCCCCCUUGCCGCCUCUCGAUGCUCAUGCCCAGCCAAGCUCUGAGGCUCCGCGGCGAGGCGAUCAGCCCCCAGCCCAGCAGCAGCAGCAGCAGCAGCAGCAGCAACCGGCGCAGCCUCAGUACCAAUAUCAGCAACAAAACCCACAUUGGGAACCGCAACAACUGCACGUCCCGUAUCAGCGCCAGCAACAUCAGGUACAGUACCGGCCGGAGCAGCAGCAGCAGGGCCGUCGUCCUGGUCACAGCUGGAUCCCCGGCCUCCCAGCCCACCCCCGUCCGCAACGCGGUACUCAACGGCGCAAUACGCACUGGCAUCCGCAGCAGCGUCAGAACGCCCAGUACCACUACGAUCACCAUCAGCAUCCCCCCCCGCGGCCUCGACCGCAACAACCCCCUCAGUCCCAGUCCCAGCUUCAAAUUCAGCCUCAGCCCCAGCCCCAGCCUCAACCUCAACCUCGACCCCAACCUUCGGCUCAACCUCCAAUUCAACCUCACGCCCAGCCCAUGAACCUGCCCGUGCCGCAUCCACCACAAGGUCCACGACCACUAUACCAGCAGCACGCCCCCUCGGCAUCAUCCUCUUCCAAUCUCCCUAGACCCGGCGAGCAGCCCGUAGCCCCUCACCCCUCGCAGCAGGGCCAGCCACCAUCCUCCCUCAUUGUCAAGCGUCUCGGCGCCGACCGCGCCGCCACCAUGGCCAUCCUCACCGCCGAAGGCGACGCCGGCACCUCCUCGUCCUCAUCCUCCACGUCCGGUGUCAAGAAGAGCAACUGGCGGCGCGAGAAGAGCCGCUACGGGCCCAUGUUUCUCUCCCCCGAGGUCGUCACCCCACGAGGCGGCCGGCAGUUCCCUGGUGAUGGCGGUGACCUCCCCGCCACGCCUACGUGGGUGCCUAGGCUGACGCCCUCGCGCCGGGGCGACGACUUGUAUCUCAAUGUGCACUGA
This is a messenger RNA of Purpureocillium takamizusanense, 2172 nucleotides long. RefSeq lists its product as uncharacterized. The transcript has a single exon. The record is from RefSeq and is a predicted model, not a curated record. NCBI's taxonomy places the organism in Eukaryota, Fungi, Ascomycota, Sordariomycetes, Hypocreales, Ophiocordycipitaceae. Bases 1 to 2172 code for a protein of 723 amino acids.